AUGGAGAAUCGGAGCGCUCGGUGGAAGGGUCUGGCAGAUCAAUUUGUUUCUAUCACAUUCCUACUUAGUAGUGCUCGACAUAGUGGCUCAGCACUGACAAGCGUGAUCCGGCAGGACGAUAUGGGCAAGAUACUGGCCGUGUGUGACGUGGACAAGGACCCGUGGCAUGAAAGUUCUUGGGAUCAGCCAGGAGCCACAACCCAGGUAACUGGAGGCAACCGUGAAGUCAUGCACUGCGAGAGCUUGAGUUCUUCACCACGGCCCCCGUUAAACCCCCGAAGGCUCGCGAACGUGGAGCUGGGCGAAGAGGGAGGGUUCAGAGGCCGCAGUGAACCACCGAUUCUUGAAAUCUAA
This is a messenger RNA of Symbiodinium natans, 354 nucleotides long. The record is from the annotation of a GenBank genome assembly. NCBI's taxonomy places the organism in Eukaryota, Dinophyceae, Suessiales, Symbiodiniaceae.